Molecule: messenger RNA, 1087 nt
Organism: Lolium rigidum
Lineage: Eukaryota; Viridiplantae; Streptophyta; Magnoliopsida; Poales; Poaceae
Product: ribonuclease 1-like
Exons: 2
Coding region: 326-1057 (243 amino acids)
Biological process (GO): RNA catabolic process
Cellular component (GO): extracellular region
Molecular function (GO): ribonuclease T2 activity; RNA binding
Source: RefSeq, a predicted model, not a curated record
UAUAUUCGGCAUCUUAUCUAAACAUGUCUUCUCCUCUCUGGCCGGACUCCGGUUGCAUCUUGUUUAUCUCUCCGCGUAGACGACGGUCGAACAAAUCUGUGUUCCUUUUAUUGCGUGCACGUUGUUUCCACGAAAUUAAGCCCGGCAAAUGCAUGGCAUAUUCCCCAUUAGACCGGAUGCGUAUUCCUCCGAUCCCCGGCCAUUAGUCCCUUAACCCCGUACGAUUGUAUAUCCAUGUCGCGUGUUCACGCCGUUCUCGAAUCUUGUUAUAAGUGGCUGCACGGUAGCUGCAACAAUUCAUCACCGAAGUAAUUAAGCGAAGAAGAUGAAGAUCGUUGCGCUCUCGGCGGUUCUGCUGCUGCUCUCUCUCGUCGCCGUCUCCUCAGCGGAGGAAUUCGAUUUCUUCUACCUCGUUCAGCAAUGGCCUGGAUCCUUCUGUGACACGAAGAAGGGCUGCUGCUUCCCGGACACCGGGAAGCCGGCGACGGACUUCGGCAUCCACGGGAUGUGGCCCAACUACGCCAAGUGCAAGACACGGGGCGAGGUCGGCGGCGGCGCCCUGGAGAUGGUGACCAAGCGGAAGAAGAAGUGCUGGCCGGAGUUCUGCAACAACGGCGAGCCCCUGAAGAUCGCGGCGAUCACGGACCUGCUCAAGGGGCUGGACGCCAACUGGCCGACGCUGGCGUGCAAGAGCGGCAAGAGCUUCGAGUUCUGGAGCUACGAGUGGAAGAAGCACGGCACCUGCUCCGGCCUGGACCAGCACGGCUAUUUCUCCGCGGCGCUGGGCUUCAAGGCGCAGCACAACCUCACCGCCAUCCUCGCCGGCGCCGGGAUCUUGCCGACGGACGAGAAGACCUACUUCCUCAGCAGCAUCAGGGACGCCAUCAAGGAAGGGACCGGGUUCACGGCGAACUUGGAGUGCAACAGGGGCGCCGCCGGCGAGACGCAGCUGUUCCAGGUGUACCAGUGCGUCGACCGCGCCGGGAAGAAGCUCAUCGACUGCCCGCUGCCGAUGACGGGCAACUGCAAAGACAGGGUCCAGCUGCCGGCCUUCUGAUUAAAUUGACCAAUUCUUGUUGAGCCUCCU